AUGGUCAAUGUUUUUGAUGGGACUAAUGGAGGAUAUGAACCAGAAUUAUUAUUUUUUUAUGACUCAACGUUUUCCUAUCGUCGAAAUCUUUUUCUCUUUAUAAAUAAUCCUACUAGCAGUUUGAUUUCAUCAAUCUCUUUCCUUUUGCAUUUUACAAUGACAGCCAUGAAAACCCAAGAGGAGCAAAUAUCGGAUCAACUACAAAAGCUGCAAGUUAACGAAAAAGAAAACGAAUCAGCAGUCGACUCAACUCAAAAUAUAAUAGACUCGCUGCCGAAUCUCAAUGAAGUGGAGGAGAUCUUGGGCUAUGGGUUUACCAACAAACGGUUGUUAGAAGAAGCUUUUACACAUGUGUCGCUGGGACACGGCUUAUCCAACGAGCGGUUAGAGUACGUGGGUGAUUCUGUGCUUAACCUACUGUUCACCAAACACCAGUACUUUGAGUACCCUGAUUUGCCGCCGGGGGUUUUGACCAGGCUCCGAGCAGCUAAUGUUGAUACGGAGAAGCUGGCUCGUGUUGCCAUUAAACAUGGGCUGCAUCGCUUUUUGCGUCAUAAGAAACCUCUUCUUGAGAAGCAGAUUCGACAAUUUUCUCAAGAAAUACAGCGCUAUCCUUUGCAUUCUAAUGGACUGGUCGACGUGCCAAAGGCAUUAGCCGAUCUUGUUGAAUCUGUAAUCGGCGCCGUUUUCAUUGACGCCAAUUUCUCCAUUGAUAUCGUAUGGAAGGUUUUCAAGGAUUUGUUGGAGCCCAUAAUCAGGCGAGAGACCCUGAAGAUACACCCAGUGACCCAAUUAUAUGAAGUGUGUCAGAAGAGAAAUUUAAAAGUAAAAUUUGAAGAUUUAUGGAAAGAAAGCACAGCUUUUAAUGUGUUCAUAGAUGACCAACUUGUGGGAAGAGGUGCUUGUAGUCUCAAGAAGGAAAUUGCACAUAACAGGGCUGCCAAAGAUGCCCUGGACAAUAUUCUCAAAAUUUUGGAUCACAAGGAUAAUAGCAUUGCUGAAGAAACAAACUCUUUAACUUUAUAUUAA
Messenger RNA from Durio zibethinus, 1029 nucleotides. NCBI's taxonomy places the organism in Eukaryota, Viridiplantae, Streptophyta, Magnoliopsida, Malvales, Malvaceae. The record is from RefSeq and is a predicted model, not a curated record.